CAUCUGUCUGUCAACACCUAUAUCGCGAGCCUUGCUUGACCCGCUAAAGUAAUCACUUACUCGAUAGCGACGCCGGCAUUCUUUAGAACGCGCAUCGGGUUAUAUUAUCUGCUUCUUGCUGUGAAGGUGCUUUGCUUGUCAGGCCAUGGCGUGCAAAUGUUUGGUAACGUUUGGCGACAAGAACGUCGUCGUGCCUUUUGUUGGCCCUUGGAAGCGCGCACAGCUAUUCGAAUACCUGAAGCGUGAGCGGGCAUUCGCCGGUAUAGACUUCGGCAGCGCAACACUGACGGUUUUUGAUGCCGACUUUGGAUUGCAUGUCGAUGUGACCGAUGACUUUAUCAUUGAGGACAAGUCGAAGUUGGAGAUAAAAGAAGGGAGCCAGUAUCGAAUUGUUGAUGUCAUUGAUGUGGAGGUCCUCCCAGCUGCACCACAAGAACCACCUGCACGCAGAGUUUACACCCUGCCGUCGGUGCCUGUAGAUAUCAGGUUAAGUAUUGAGAAGCACCAGCCAGGCCGCUACUUUGCAAAUCGACGCAGAGUGGUUGAGUGGCUGUACCACGACCUCUGCACCUACACAAUGUACCCAGGAAAACUUUAUGAAGAAGCAGCCAGGGAGCUCAUCACAAAGUUCCCCUGUCUGGCUGACUCAACAGGAACUGGAUAUGACUCCUGGCGGGUGCAGCUCCGCUUUAAAGCUAAAUACCAGAGGAGGAAGUUGAAGACACAAGAUGAGGCCGCUGGUUCCCUGCCUGUCAAAAGAACCAGGCACACUGAGGAAGUUGCACAGAAGCGAAUCUCCCGGCCAUCUCUUGCUCAUGACAUGGGCGAUGCUGAGGAUGACAUCAGCUUACUCAUGCAUGUGGAGGCUAUGCAGAAAGAGGCAAGGAAAGCCUCUCCAGACACCAUUUACCUCCUAGAUGCUAUGAUGUGCACAUUUGCUGAGAGGAGGAAGUGGAUCUCAGAAGAAACACCAAGUGUUACGGAUAUUGUUGAAAAAUAUCCGGCCCUUGCUGUUGGCUCCGUGGUCCUCCAGGAAUUUAAAGCAAUCACUAAUGUGACCCUGGUUGACGCAUUAAGAGGAGUCCUUGACCCAAUAGCCCACAAAAUUCUCCAAAGUGCCCAGAAGAAACGCCACCUGGAAGAUUUCCUUAUAGGGCUGGAGAAAAUGAAAGAUGGCGUCCCCCAGCCGGAGCAGAACGACUUGAUGCUCACCGCGGCCAUAUUUGUGCUGCCCAGCCUGGUGAAGGAACGGGUUGAGGCGUUUGUGUGCAGUCGCGAGCCUGAAGCGGUGCAUGUUGUACCGACUGUCACUUACACCGGCAACAUUCUGGAGCUGCCAGAGUUUACGAUCCAACUGGAAGCGCUGGAGAUCCAGGCGCCCAACCUAUUACAAGCUGUCGCCAUACAGAUGGCAUUGUACUGGACGUUUGACAUAGUUUUUUGUGCAAAAGCACAGAAAACUUUUGACCUGCUGUGCCGCCUUAUUGGUGUAAGCAGUGGCAUACAGGCAACACCACUUGUCCGUGUAGCACAAACCUUGCUCAAGCAAUAAUCUUUCAUAGCAUUUAUGAUGCUUGAAAAAUAAAGUAUUUUUCAC
Molecule: messenger RNA, 1597 nt
Organism: Dermacentor andersoni
Lineage: Eukaryota; Metazoa; Arthropoda; Arachnida; Ixodida; Ixodidae
Source: RefSeq, a predicted model, not a curated record